Messenger RNA from Salvelinus sp. IW2-2015, 3083 nucleotides. RefSeq names its product CCR4-NOT transcription complex subunit 6-like. Gene Ontology annotation, cellular component: nucleus; cytoplasm; CCR4-NOT complex. Gene Ontology annotation, biological process: nuclear-transcribed mRNA poly(A) tail shortening. The record is from RefSeq and is a predicted model, not a curated record. Gene Ontology annotation, molecular function: protein binding; poly(A)-specific ribonuclease activity. NCBI's taxonomy places the organism in Eukaryota, Metazoa, Chordata, Actinopteri, Salmoniformes, Salmonidae.
UGGUGGGACCUGUGUAGACAGUCUGACUGCAUCCAAUUCUUUCUUUUUCCAGCAUCAGAAGAAGUAAGCUAGUAAUUCAAGACCCAUAUGCUGAUAGUUUGCAUGGUCUCCAGUCAAGUGAAGAAACAAGUGUAUGAAGAACAUAGUUUAGUGUAUAGCUCAGCCCGCCCCUUCAUUAGGAGUUGGAUUACAGUGGCCAUGAUUUGCUCAUUAUAACGACCAAUGAAGGUUUCACCUCAUAAUAAGUUCAGAGCCAUGUGAUAUCAUAGCAGUUUGAUUAACAGCUGUUGAUUCUUGAACACACCCCUGAAGUUGCGUUUGGUCCAUAAAUGUUCACCCAAAGUCGCUGGUUCAGUCACAGAUGGUGCGGUCCGUCCAAAAGCCAGCCAAUAGCAUCAAGAGUUGUCAUCGUAGAGAAGGGGAAAAAAUCCUGACAGUCGCCAUGAUGCUUGUUUUCUCCCUGUAAUACAGCAGCGGAAACGAGUGAAGCAAGUAGAAACAAAAGAGCACGCACACGUCCUCGCGAGUUGGUAUGCGUUUGCAGUGUUACAGCAGGAAUGCCCAAAGAAAAAUAUGACCCGCCAGACCCCAGGCGGAUGUACACCAUCAUGUCAACUGAGGAGGCAGCCAAUGGAAAGAAGUCUUACUGGCCUGAGCUGGAAAUCACUGGUAAUGUCAGAAGCCUGAGCCCGUCUCUGUGGACUCUGACCCACCUCACUGCCCUACACAUCGCUGACAACUGUCUGUCACGCAUCCCACCCGACAUUGCCAAACUACACAACCUGUUGUACCUGGAUCUAUCGUCCAAUAAGAUCAGGAGCCUGCCGGCAGAGCUCGGCAACAUGGUGUCUCUCAGGGAACUGCUUUUAAAUAACAACCAGUUGCGGGUUCUGCCAUUUGAAUUGGGGAAACUGUUUCAGUUACAAACACUGGGGUUGAAAGGAAACCCACUUGCACAAGAAAUCAUGAGCCUGUACCAGGAGCAUGAUGGCACCAGGAAACUGCUCAACUACCUGCUGGACAAUCUGGCAGGUUCAAUCAAAUGCACCCCCACAGAGCAGCCCCCGUCCCGGUCGUGGAUCGCACUCCAGGAGCCUGACCAGACGAGGCCUUCUGCAUUGUUCUCUGUUAUGUGCUACAACGUGCUGUGUGAUAAGUACGCCACACGCCAGCUCUACGGCUACUGCCCCUCCUGGGCCCUCAACUGGGAGUACAGGAAGAAGUCCAUCAUGCAGGAGAUCAUGAACUGCAGCGCUGACAUCAUCAGCCUACAGGAAGUGGAGACAGAGCAGUACUACCAGUACUUCCUGCCAGAGCUGAAGGAGCAGGGCUAUGAGGGCUUCUUCAGCCCCAAGUCUCGAGCCAGAACCAUGCAUGAGUCAGACCGCAAACAUGUGGACGGUUGCGCAGUAUUCUACAGGACAGAAAAGUUCAGCGUGGUGCAGAAACACACGGUGGAGUUUAACCAGCUAGCCAUGGCUAACUCUGAGGGCUCUGAGGCCAUGCUCAACAGGGUCAUGACCAAGGACAACAUCGGAGUGGCCGUACUGCUGGAGGUCCGCAAGGAGAUGAUGGAGGAAUCCUCGGGGAAGUCUCUGCACGGCAUGGAGAAACAGCUCCUACUGGUGGCCAAUGCCCACAUGCACUGGGACCCGGAGUACUCUGACGUCAAGCUGGUCCAGACCAUGAUGUUCCUGUCUGAGGUGAAGAACAUUGUGGACAAGGCCACGCGCAGCCUCAAACUCUCCUCUGUCUCUGGGGAGACCAACAGCAUCCCUCUAGUGCUUUGUGCUGACCUCAACUCUCUACCAGACUCUGGCGUGGUGGAGUACCUGAGUCAAGGUGGAGUGGACUGCACCCACAAGGACUUCAAGGAGCUGCGCUACCUCGACAGCCUCACCAAUUUUAACUGCAAUGGCAAGAACGGGAACUCCACGUCCAACUCCAGGAUCACCCACGGCUUCAAGCUGAGGAGCGCCUACGAGGACAGCCUGAUGCCUUACACCAACUACACCUUCGACUUCAAGGGUGUGAUUGACUACAUCUUCUACUCCAAGCCUCAGAUCAAUGUGCUCGGCAUCCUGGGUCCCCUGGACUCCAACUGGCUCCAUGAGAACAAUAUCAGCGGCUGUCCGCACCCCCACAUCCCCUCUGACCACUUCUCCCUGUUCACCCAACUGGAGCUGCUGCUGCCCAGCACCCUGCCCCAGGGCCAGGUCAACAACCAGGUCAACAACCAGGUCAACGGCAUCCACCUGCCUGGAGGCCGCAGGUAGUCGUGAGACACCACCGGGGGGAGGGGGACGCUGUAAUUUGGUCUAAAGCCUCUCCCUCCAUCGCCUCUCUUCUUCAAACUGAAGGAGGAAGACAAGACAGGCAACCAUCCUGUUAAAAAAGAAUCAGCCAUACAGUGAGGUCUGGCCGACAGGGAUUUCUGUUAUUAUAGAUAUAUUUUUUAUUUUCCUUGUUUUCAUUUUGAUAAUGCUAAAGUAAAUCCUGUCUGUCCAUUAUAUUAUCUUGUGUUUUAGAUCCCCCUGUCAUUCUUACCCAUAAUGCUUUUGUAACUCCUUAACAGAUGGUAGCAUCCAAUUUCACAAUAUCCCCUUGGCCCAUUAUAGAUAUUGAGAUUAAUUUUUAGCAGUACCAGCAGACUCUUGUUGACUUUGACAUGACCUGUGCAGUCUUGAACAAUGGCACAAGAAAAUCUCUGUCACUUGAGAGCUGUGGACACCUUCAUGAGGCAAGGAGAGAAAGGACACCACAUCUCAAAAUUCGAGCUGAUGGUCUGUCCUAUACCAAUCUCAAACCAGCAAAAACAGUGUUAGACUGGUCUGUCUCACUCUCCCUACCAGCCAAGGCUCGGGGUGGGCCUUCGCUUUUCUCUCCGCUGGGCUCAAUGUGAUGGUACUUAGAUAUCUCCCAUAUAUCUGGAGCAUCCCAUAGGAGAGAGUAGCGCUCCUUCUCUCUGCUACAGGGCCCAUCUCUUUGUGGGUCCACUACUGUGGUGCUCACCUGGUGCUACCAGUCCUCUCCAUUGACUAAUAGAACUCAGUCCAUUGUCUCCCUAUCCAAGUGGUGCAAUA